UUCUCUUUCUCAAACAACUCUUUAUAAAAACCGUUUGCUGACUACCGCCAAGCGAUUUCUCUAUUCUCUCUCUAAAAAAAAUAAUCCAAUUUCUCUCUCUAAAACUACAGACGUACACUUAUGUACAUAUAUUCCUUGAAAUUGGUCUUCCUACUAUUCGUGAAGUUUCAUCAAAUUCACCACCAGAUUACUGCAACGAAUUUCUGAGACAUGUAUCUUUACAUGGCAGUUAGUUCUUGUGCUGGUAUAAGGAGUUUUCGUUGAGGCCUAUGCUUUCUUUGAACGUUGCUGUUAAACUGUUGAUAUGGCUUCUCAGAUAUCAAUAGGAGACGAUGUCUGCGAGUUCGGGCAGAGUUCAUCUGCCAUGAAUCCCAAUUGCACGACCGGAAACUUAUCUGUCUCUUUGCAAUCACCUCAACCCUUUGAGAUAAAAGAUGAUGAUGUGCCUCAGAGAAUGGUUGGACUUGAUGUUUCAGAAACUGAUGUUCUUGUGAAUGCUUUUGACUCAAUUAGCAUAACUGAGGCGUUGUCCCGUAAGAUGGAUGAUAAAAGCAAACAUACUGUAAAAACUGAUAAUGCCUCUGAAAGUGAAUGCCCUGUCAAUGUAUGUAUUGCCCCUCGGAGAAGGAGUGGGCGCAACAUCAAGUUAAGCCAGAAUCUGGCUACAGUACCAGCAACAAGUGGUAGGAGAAUAGCCAAUAAAAAGGCAUCCAUAGAUCUUAGUUCCUUGAAGAUUACAAGAAAGAGAAGAAGCUAUUUCAGUAAACAAGCUCGUUCUUCAGUUUGGGGUUUGCUAGAAAAUAUGGUGCAAUCUUUUGAACAUAAUAUCAGGCUUGAGAUAACUUCGGGGGAGCAGAAAAAUAUAAGAACAGCAACUAAGGGUAGUAGGCGAAAUGAGAAGCAUGGUGAGAAUCAGAUUGAUCGAAAGUCACGGAAAUCGAAGGGUAAACGCUUCAUACCAACUGGACCUAUCUCCUUGAAGGUUAAAUUUGGUCACCGUUGCCUGAUGGAUGUUAUUCCUCUUAUUGAUAAUGAUACUAACAAAAAUUGUACUACUGUAGAAGAACUUAAAAAACUGCCUAAAAUUGCCAGCAAAGUUGAUGAUAGGUUGGGGGAGGAGUUGUUGGAUAUGCAGCUCCAUGGUUGCAAUGGAAAUUCGGAUAAUGACUAUGUUUCUUUAUCAGAUGGAUGCCAACCUGGAAAGAACGCAGUUCAAGAUACAGCUGCUAAGACUUUAGUUUGCCAUGAUGAGUCACUUUCCCAGGAGGGAGGAUCGAUCGGUAACAGGUUUUCAGAUCCUGGAACUUCACCUGAUUCAGAAGUCAUCAACCUGAUUCCUGAUACACCAGUCAAUGUUCCAGACGACUUGCAUGAUUUGACUUUGUCUAAGCCAUGUGCUGCUCCUGGGGAUGCUCCAAUUUUGAUGCAUGAGAAGAUCAGUAAAAAAGAAAGGAAAAAAUAUAUGCUCCCAAAGGUUUCCAACUGUGGUGUGAAAGAUUUGCUUAGUCCAGAAAGUAUGAGCAAUGCACAAGUAUUCUGGAAUAUCAUGCAGGGAGAAAAACAAAGGGAUGGUUCUAGUUGUUGUGAUACUUCUGUUUUAACUACAGCUGGAAAUGGAACGGGUAACAUGUUCAGCAAUGAGAUAUUUUCAGGAGAACUGUUACAUUGUUCAGGAAUGUCAGGCUUGGGAAUCUCCUGUGCUUCCUCAAAGCUGGAAAGUGAUCUAGAGGGCAAUCAUUGUUCUAGUCUUGGCACUGAGUCUCCGGAGUCAGGGUUGUCAGAGAAACUGGUAUCCUCUCCUGAUGAGCGAAAAGUUUCUAAAGAGGGAAGACCAAAGGUAUCAGGAAAGAGCAGGUCAGAAGUCCCAAAGCCGUCAAAAAGAAGAGGUUGUAAAAAGAAGGAGAACAAAGAAAAGGAAGACAUUAUGCAUGAAGUGAAGCACAAAAGUGACCUUGCUAAGGGCUUAUGUGAAGUGAGACAGCACACAGGAACAGAAAAUGGAACACCAUCUGGGCUUGGACAAAUUGGCUCUGAAAAGAAAAUUUUAGGUGGAGGCAUUUCGAACUUGGACAUUCUGCCGACUGAGGUAGGCGAGCGUCUCUUGCCACCAAGAAAUGCUUGGGUGCAGUGUGAUGAUUGCCAUAAAUGGAGGCGUAUACCUUCCUUCCUUGCUGAUCAAAUAGAAGUAACAAACUGCAGAUGGACAUGUAUGGAUAAUCUGGAUAAAGCUUUUGCUGAUUGCUCAUUUCCCCAAGAGAAGUCAAAUUCAGAAAUUAAUGCUGAGCUGGAAAUAUCAGAUGAGGAAGAUGUUUCUCGUGUGCACUUGAGUUCGAAUGGAUCAGGACAAAAAAAUCCACUUGUGUCCCAUCAAUCAUCUUGGUCUCGGAUCAAGUCAAACAUGUUUUUGCAUCGCAACCGCAAAAAUCAAACUGUUGAUGAGAUCAUGGUCUGCCAUUGCAAGCCACCUUCAGAUGGUCGAAUGGGCUGUGGAGAUGGAUGCCUGAACCGGAUGCUCAAUAUAGAGUGCGUUAAAGGGACUUGUCCUUGUGGAGAAUUCUGUUCAAAUCAACAGUUCCAGAAACGCAACUAUGCUAAACUGAAGUGCUUUAAAUGUGGAAAGAAGGGUUAUGGCCUGCAGCUGCUUGAAGAUGUAUAUGAAGGGCAGUUUCUUAUUGAAUACGUCGGGGAGGUGCUGGAUAUGCAUGCUUACGAGGCACGGCAAAGGGAGUACGCAUUGAAGGGUCAUAAGCAUUUUUAUUUCAUGACACUUAACGGCAGUGAGGUAAUUGAUGCCUGUGCUAAGGGGAAUUUGGGCCGUUUUAUCAACCAUAGCUGUGACCCUAAUUGUCGUACCGAAAAGUGGAUGGUGAAUGGUGAGGUCUGCAUUGGACUCUUUGCUUUAAGGGACAUCAAGAAGGGCGAAGAGGUGACAUUUGACUACAAUUAUGUCCGAGUCUUCGGGGCUGCAGUUAAAAGGUGUGUCUGUGGCUCACCUCAUUGUCGGGGCUAUAUAGGUGGUGACCCGCUAAAUGCAGAAGUGAUUGUUCAGGAUGAUUCGGAUGAUGAGUAUCCUGAACCUGUCAUGCUGCAUGGGGAUGCUGACAUGAAUCAUAAACAAGACAGCAGUAUAUGUGCUACAAGUGCUAUUAAUGUUGCUGAAAUUAAAAUUCAAGGGAAACCACCUAAAAACAAAAAUACAGUGGAUGAAUCUUUUGCUGGAAAUCAGGAUACUUCCCAUCAAACACAUAUGAACAGUAUCAUGGGUCUAGAAAAUGUUAAUUUGGGUAACUCCGUUGCUGUUGUUAGCUUGAAUGCUAGAGAAGAAAGCGAAAACUUCCCUGAUGGGUCUCCUGCAUCAUCUUUAAUUGCCGAAACAUCUGUGGCACUGGAAGCCUCAGAGUGUAUGUCUCAUUCUUCUGUUCAACCUGUAGAGACUUCUUUGUCAUUGAAGGAUACAUGUGAAACCAUGUCUGGAGUGACAAAAGAGUGCUCAGUAGCUGGCGAAGUAUCAAAGAACUCUUUCUCUUCCACACAGGAAUUUGAGGUAACUUCUCUUGAUGCAGUGGUUAGCAAGUCCUUGAGAAAGUCAAAAUCCAGCAAUGGGCGAGAGACACAUGAUCCCUUAAAACCCUGUCCUUUUGUGAAAACUUCACGUGAAUCAUCUUUAGUGAAGAAGGUGAAACAGAGGAAUAAUGCUGUGAAUUCCAGACCCCUGCCUGAUGUGGACAGCAUGUUGCAAGUUUCACAACCUAAAUUCAAGAAACCACCGGAUGGCUCCUUACAUGGCCAUUUUGAAGCAGUUGAAGAGAAACUGAAUGAGUUGCUGGAUCAUAAUGGUGGAAUAAGCAAACGCAAGGAUGCGUCAAGGUGUUACUUGAAGCUCCUCCUUUUAACUGCUGCUUCAGGGGAUGGCUGUAAUGGUGAAGCUAUCCAGAGUAACCGGGAACUUUCUAUGAUCCUUGAUGCGAUCUUGAAAACAAAGUCACGCACAGUUUUGAUGGAUAUUAUGAACAAGAAUGGUCUACAGAUGUUACACAACAUAAUGAAACGAUACAGGAGGGAGUUCAAUAAGAUCCCAAUUCUCAGAAAGUUGCUUAAGGUUUUAGAGUAUCUAGCUGUAAGAGACAUCCUUUCUCCUGAGCACAUUAAUGGAGACGCGUCCAGAGCUGGAGUUGAGAGCUUUAGGGACUCAAUUUUGGGAUUGACAGAGCACAAAGACAAACAGGUUCAUCAAAUUGCAAGGAACUUUAGAGAUAGGUGGUUAUGCAGACCUCUCAGGAACAGAAGCUGCAUUGACAGAGAUGACAGCCGAAUCAACAUGCAUUCUGGUUCACCUUACAAUAGGUGUCUAGCAUCACAAAAUCAAUGGUGCGAUUUGGGUGGUAAACCUUCGGAAGCAGCUCAGAAUACCUGCCAUUCAACAGUUUCAUCUGUUCAAGCAGAUGCUUGUGUGCCUGAUGGCUCCUCUGCUUCAUGUUCUGAUAUCGGGGCAGCCUCUAGGCCAAGGAAACGCAAGCAUAAAAGUCGGUGGGAUCAAGAGGCUGAAGAAAAGCCAGAUCCAAGAAAUGAGAGCAAUGUAGAUGAUGACAGAAGGCAGGUCCUAGAUGAUGACGCUCCCCCUGGUUAUGAAUUCCCUCCUGGAUUUUUAUUCCCGGUUGAGGCUUGUAGGGUUUUAUCUGAUGCGUCUUCAGCAGCUAUUUGUAGUCCCGAAGAACGUAGAUGCAGAGAACAUCCACAGCCAGUCAUUACGGGGAACUUGCAGCAGCGGUUCAUUUCACGAUUGCCUGUCUCUUAUGGAAUUCCAUUUUCUGAGGUGCAGCAAUUUAGGUCUCCUCAAAAAGGAAUAUUUGAUGCUUGGACUGUUGCCCCAGGAAUACCUUUCCAGCCUUUUCCUCCUUUGCCUCCAUAUCCCCGUGAUAGAAGAGAAUCUGUGCCUUCUGCUGCUAAUCUGGGGGCAAUCAGUGAACUACCUCAAAAUACUGGACAAGAUUGCCAUACUUCUUCUCCUGGUCACUUGGCUCAAAAUCCUCCAAGCGUAUCUGGAGCAGACCAGCCUCAGGAUGGCACUGGAUACCAACUUGGCUCUAAACGAGCUAGUGACUCUUGUAACUCGGGAAGGAGAUACUUUAGGAAGCAAAAGUACAAUAAUUCAAAAUUAGCACCUCCCUGGCUUCGGAUAAGAAGUGGCUGGGAAUACACAGGAAACAACUCAAAAAAUAGCAUGUGCAUUGCAGGUGUAGCAAGCAGGGAAGAUGAGUUCAGAAGUACUCAUAGUUGGGUGGAGCAUAACCUUGGAAUGCAAGAUUUGGGGCAUACUUUACGACAGCAUACUUCCCACAGGUAUUAGUUUUAUCUUAUAGAGGCAAAGUUCUCAGCAGCUUCCAAAUUUUCUCCAGUGCUUCUCCUUUUGUACUUGCAAUUCUCUGUCGCCAACAGAAAAUGAAAAGCACCGUUUAGAUUUGUAAAUUUGAUUUUUUCAUUUUUUUUUUAGGUUUAGGACCAAAGUUACUCUGAUUUAUUUGAUUUCAUGCAUUGACAGUGACCUUAAUGCCUCAAAGAGGUAAACUGGCUCAUUCUUUUCGUUAUUAAUUGAUUUUUCUUAAAACAAU
Molecule: messenger RNA, 5609 nt
Organism: Nicotiana tabacum (common tobacco)
Lineage: Eukaryota; Viridiplantae; Streptophyta; Magnoliopsida; Solanales; Solanaceae
Source: RefSeq, a predicted model, not a curated record